AAGGUGAUACAUAAAAAGUACUUAUUUCCUUUUUUGUGUGACUUUAAUAGUGUAAUGGUGUCUAUCAUUUUCAGUGCAGAAAUAGUGUCAGCAGUUGUAGUUGUGGGUGGCGCACAGCCCAGAUACUGUACACAGGGCUCGCCUUCUCCUUUCCUUACGUCCUCAUUCACUCCAGCCGCGCGGUCCGAUAAGGAUUUUCCAUGGCGAAACUCUCUCCCUUUCCACUUUUCCACCUUCUGCUGUUAUCUUAUUUCCUGACUGAGUCACAUGCGACUCAAGAUGACCUCGAAAUUGAUACAGGCCAUGGGAAAGUUCGAGGGAAGUUGCUUUCUGUGCUCGGUGGUAAUGUAAGAGCAUUUUUAGGAAUCCCGUAUGGGAAACCACCUUUGGGUAAACUGAGAUUCAGUGCUCCAGAGCCGGUUGACAGCUGGAAAGGAGUGAGAGAUGCAACUCAAUUCCCAAAUUCCUGCUACCAGCUGCCAGAUACAACAUUCCCAGGGUUCGAAGGUUCUGAGAUGUGGAACCCAAACACUCCUUUAAGUGAAGACUGUCUUUACCUGAACGUCUGGUCCCCGCGUCUCAACCAAACCCAGCCCAAGCCCUCAGCACUGGCUCCGGUCCUAGUCUGGAUCUAUGGAGGCGGGUUCAGUCAAGGAACAUCCUCUCUGGACAUUUAUGAUGGUCGCUUCUUGAGUAAAUCGGAAGAUGUUGUUGUUGUAUCAAUGAAUUACAGAGUCGGAGCUUUUGGUUUCCUCUCUAUUCCUGAUGACAAGAACAUCAAGGGCAACGCAGGCCUGCUGGACCAGCGCUUGGCCCUCCACUGGGUGGCCAAAAAUAUAGUUGCUUUUGGAGGGGAUUCUUCAAAGGUGACUCUCUUUGGGGAGAGCGCUGGGUCAGCAUCUGUGGGCUUCCACCUGCUCUCUCCAGGGAGCCAUGGUCUUUUUCAAAAGGCUGUGUUGCAGAGUGGCUCCCCAAAUGCACCCUGGGCUACAAUCAGCCAGAAAGAGAGCUGGCACAGGUCUAUGAAGCUGGCAGCACUGCUGGGUUGUCCCCAAUCUCCUCCAUCUGAUAUGAAAGAUUGUCUGCUGCAGGCUGAUCCACGGAAAAUCUCAUCGAAGCAAUAUGAUGUUGUUGUUCAGCCUACAAUCAUAACCGCACCCUUCGUCCCUCAUGUUGAUGGGGACUUCCUACCAGAUGAAGUUGAAGUGUUGCUUAGUACUGGCACAAUUCCGAAGAAAGAUGUGCUGUUUGGCUUAAACAAGGACGAAGGGACCUACUUCCUAGUUUAUGGAAUACCUGGGUUCAACAUCACUGGUCAGAGUCUCAUCACCAGAAAUGAGUUCCUGAGAGGAGUGCCAAUUACAAUGCCACAUGCAAGCGAUGUCACGAGGGAUGGGGCCGUGUUCCAAUACACUGAUUGGACAAAUGAGAAUAACAGAAUGUCGAAUCGUGACUCUCUGGGUAGUCUGGUUGGAGACCAACACUUUGUUUGUCCUGUCCUAGAGUUUGCUCAGAGGUACUCCCAACGUGGUGGUAAGACUUUCCUUUAUUUAUUUGACCACCGGUCGUCCGUCAAUCCUUGGCCAGAGUGGAUGGGCGUUAUGCACGCAGAUGAGCUGGAUUUCGUCUUUGGAAUGCCUCUGAAUGCAUCCCGGGGGUACACAAAGAAUGAAGUGAACAUGACAAAGAAGUUUAUGAAACACUGGGCCAACUUUGCCCGGACCGGGAAUCCAGGCAUUGAUGGAAAUGCCUGGCCCGUGUUCGUCCCUGAACGGCAGGAGUAUGUCACUCUGAACUACAACCACCACCAACAAAAGAAGAUGAUGAGAGCCAAAGAGUGUCACCUCUGGAACACAUUCAUCCCAAAAGUACAGAAAGUCUCAGAUGAUCUGCUGUCUUGUGUGGAAGCAGAUGGGAUUAUACUCCACUGCAACUACACCCUCCUCCUCAUUCUAUUAGUAAUACAUUUAACCUAUUAAUAUAGGGAAGAUACUUGCCUUCUGUACAGACGUAAUCAACUGUUUACAUAAAACAGAGAUGUUAAGAUUAUGGAAUACUUUCAUAUUAAGAAUUUGUAUUCUUUGAGGUGUGGAAGAAAUGCUCCUACUUUUUGAAACUUUUCUUUCAAUAACCAGCAUUCACAGUAAUUGUUCAAUUAUGAGAUGUAGCUCUUCACAUAUUGUGGUAAAGCAACAUGACGGAUCAAGCUGUACCAUUUCUUCUGCAGGCAUUGGUGCUGCACAAUGCCCAACAAUCAAAUAGUGGUUUAAGUUAUGACCAUACUUGCCAACCUUGAGACCUCAGAAUUAGGGAGAUAUUCAAAAGGACGGGGGGGAGUGAUAGCGGUCGACG
Molecule: messenger RNA, 2352 nt
Organism: Pungitius pungitius (ninespine stickleback)
Lineage: Eukaryota; Metazoa; Chordata; Actinopteri; Perciformes; Gasterosteidae
Product: acetylcholinesterase-like
Exons: 10
Coding region: 201-1979 (592 amino acids)
Biological process (GO): acetylcholine catabolic process; choline metabolic process
Cellular component (GO): plasma membrane
Molecular function (GO): acetylcholinesterase activity
Source: RefSeq, a predicted model, not a curated record